Molecule: messenger RNA, 1329 nt
Organism: Aspergillus fischeri NRRL 181
Lineage: Eukaryota; Fungi; Ascomycota; Eurotiomycetes; Eurotiales; Aspergillaceae
Gene: tpcD
Product: trypacidin cluster transcriptional coactivator tpcD
Exons: 2
Coding region: 1-1329 (442 amino acids)
Molecular function (GO): methyltransferase activity
Source: RefSeq, a predicted model, not a curated record
AUGGAUAGUAUCACCCAGCUGGAAGCCCGGGCCAACGAGGUCGCCGCUGCCGCCAAAAGGCUAGCCGACUACUGCCGCAAUGCCAGAGUGGAUGGGGCGUGUCCACAAGUCGUCGUCCCGUCAGAGGCGCCUCGGGCCAUCCGCGAGAUCCGACGGUUGCUGCUGAGCAAUGUCGAUCAGUUGCAGACACUUCUUGCAGAGCCGGCAGACCUGGUGCAGCGACUAGCGGUGCAGUCUCAACUUCUCGCGUGUCUCCAAUGGCUAGGGGAGUUUCAGGUGCUGGCAUGUCUGCCUCUCACCGGUAGCGUCAGCAUCCCAGACCUCGCACGCCUUUCUGGCGUUCCCGAGACGCAGCUAGCCCGGAUUAUACGCUUCACAGUCACGGUAGGAUUCCUUCAGGAGCCCCAGCUAGGGCACGUUGCGCACAGCCCGCUGUCAAGCCUGUUCGUCAGCCGACCAUCCCUGCGAGACGCGAUGAUGUUUCUGGCGGAUUCGGCCGCCCCCACGGCGCUGCAGAUGGCCUCAGCGACCGGUCGAUUCGGCGAUACGGUGGCCAGCGAAACUGGCACCGCGUACAAUAUCGCCUUCGAUCAUCGAGACCCCUUUUUCUUUGCAUGUGAGCAGCGGCCGAAGUUGCAACGGCGCUGGUCGGCGUACCUGCAACAUACGGGGGGCGAUGCCAGCGACCUCACCCGGCAGGUGCUCGCCCGAGUGGACUGGUUUAAUUUGGACAAUGUUUGCGUUGUGGAGGUAAUUGGACCGCAAUCCCAGAGUGUCACCAUGAUACUCGCGCAGCUUCACCCGAUGCUUCACUUUAUCGUCCAGGAAGUAAGAAUCCCGAACUGGAGUACCAAUGCUGCGCCGCAACAGGAUGUCCGCAGCGUGCAAGUACGUGAGCUGGGCGGCCCACAGCGCGUCCGCGACGCGGCCAUUUACAUCCUGAACUUGGGCCCUCUACCGCAUGCUGUCCUCUCCACGUCCGUCCUGGCGGAGGUGCGAGCGCACUUUAGUGUUCUAGCCGCCAACAGUCGUGCGACGCUGAUCCUUACUGGGGGGCUCCUGCUCCCCAAACCGGGAGCUGUAGAUGCCACGGUGGAGGCCAGCGUGCGUCUGCACGAUCUCUCGCUGCUGCAAUUGGCCAAUGACCGAUUAAUGGAGGAGGAUGAGCUGGUCGAGCUGGUCCACGGUGUUAAAGACAGUGUAGGGCGACUGGUUGUGGUGAAUCGACUCCACCUGCCUCAUACAACCACCGUGGCUUUGGGGGUAAAGUAUCAAGCUUUCGGUCACGGUGAUAUUUCUCUUUUGGACCAGCCGACUGAGAAUCCGUAG